Messenger RNA from Oncorhynchus keta (chum salmon), 2585 nucleotides. Its product is annotated as vesicle-associated membrane protein 2-like. Gene Ontology annotation, molecular function: syntaxin-1 binding; SNAP receptor activity. NCBI's taxonomy places the organism in Eukaryota, Metazoa, Chordata, Actinopteri, Salmoniformes, Salmonidae. Gene Ontology annotation, cellular component: SNARE complex; plasma membrane. Gene Ontology annotation, biological process: SNARE complex assembly; vesicle-mediated transport; vesicle fusion. The transcript is spliced from 5 exons. The record is from RefSeq and is a predicted model, not a curated record. The coding region runs from base 311 to 643 and encodes 110 amino acids.
UACAUGUUCAUUACAGUACUGACACAGAUGAGUCUAGCUGUAGCUCAGUUAUAAUAAAACUCUAUUGGCGAGGUGCGGCAUAAAAGAAGCACACGAACGGAGAAAAGGGGGAACAUUUACAAGGGGAAAUAAACACAUAUUGGUGGUAAACAUUAUCACUCCCUCCUAUAUAAAACGCCAGAAGAGGGAAUCAAUUGAGAGGGAGCGAGAGGAAAAAGAGCGCUGAAGGCAGCCCACUCAAUAGCCACUUAUUAGGCGAAUAGCCUACAUUCCAGUCGGAUUUGCGUACAUUAAUAAACCAUCAUAAGAAAUGUCUGCCCCAGCUGCUGCCGGCGCCCCCGCAGAUGGAGCGGCGCCCCCUCCCAACCUCACCAGCAACCGCCGCCUGCAACAGACACAGGCUCAGGUGGAUGAGGUGGUGGAUAUCAUGCGUGUAAACGUGGAUAAGGUUCUGGAGCGUGAUCAGAAGCUGUCAGAGCUGGAUGAUCGGGCCGAUGCUCUGCAGGCUGGAGCCUCACAGUUCGAGACCAGCGCUGCAAAACUCAAGAACAAGUAUUGGUGGAAGAAUGCCAAGAUGAUGAUUAUCCUGGGGCUGAUAUGUGCGAUUGUCCUCAUUGUCCUCAUCGUCUACUUCAGCACCUAAGAUGAGUGGCUCCUACCCCAGUCUGCAGUCAAGACUGCCCGCUUCCUUGCAACAGAAAAUUCUUUAAAUUGAUGAGGAAAUGAUCCACUAACGUUGAAUUCAUUAAAUUGCUCCUAAAUAGUCUCAAUAUGACCCUGCCCUGAACGCCCUGACCCCCUCCACCCCUGCUUCCACCGCCUCACCUCUGGACUCCUGUCAGUCUAUGUCCUGUUAAUCUGUGGACCUGCCUCCUUUGUAAAUACUUCCUGCUUUUCUAAUCUGUCGUUCAUACUCAGACUCCAAUACUUGUUGUGAUUGUUACCGAUGACAACAACAGGAAAGGAAAAUGAUGACCCUGGUGAUAAUUGUUAUAUACCAGACAUAUAUAUAGUUCUUUGUAGAGUUUUAUUCUGAUAUAAUGUUUUUGUAGGUUGUGUGUGGGUGUGCGUUUUGUAUUUUUGAAUUGUUGUAUUAAUUUGACUUAUGCUUCAGAUUUGAACUACUGCCUAUUAAUCAGAGUGUGUAUAUCUUGCACAUUCUCUCUCACUGUCUCUGCCUGUCUCUGGAUUUCUCUCUCUUGCUCUGUCUCACAUAGAGUAUAGGUGCAUCUUUGCACAGCGACAUAGUGUCCUUUAACCGAGGUACUUCAUCACUAUUCCCAUCCUCUUCUCCCAUCUUUUGCUUCUCCAUCACUUUCUCUCUUCUAUACCAUGUAGCCAUACUGUCUCUUCAGAAUCCUUUCACCCUUUCUCUUUGUCUUUGUUUCUGUUUCCCUGUCUGUUGUUUCCUAGUCAUAUACCUUCUCUUUUUAAACUACCAUUAGAAUUGGACCAAUGUCUGUAGAUGUUUUUUUGAUUUGACUUAGUGUCUUAUUUCGAGAACAUUCCUUAAUGGCAGUCUAGUACAAAUGCUGUCACUGUAGCACAUGUAUGUGUGAGUAUCUUUGAAAACAGAAAAUAGAUAGCCUGUAUAAAGUAACCGUAAAUAUUAUCGUAGAGAUCAAUAUAACAAGCCAGAGUGGGGAAAAUAACAAUAUUGAUAGAAAGGAGGGAAUAACUAGUUUUUGUAUGGUGGAUCAUAAUUUGAACCUGAUUCAUCUGUUCAUUUCAGCAACAUAAAAUUGCAUAAAGUUGCUGUGACAAUGGACCAAUCCUACAGAGAUGUCAUUACUAACUAAAUAAUCACAAUGACACAGUAAAAGCCUUAGUCUCUAAUCAAAACGUAUCACUUUAAUGGUCAAAUUGUUCCCAUCCACUCUUUAUUUUGUGUAGGGGGAAUGGCUGACUGAAAACGGUUAGGUGGUGUGAAAUGCACAAAGGACUUUGAUAUUGAUGGCGCUGUCUGACUGGUCAACAGAAUGACCGCUGUCUGACUGGUGAACAGAACGACCGCUGUCUGACUGGUCAACAGAAUGACCGCUGUCUGACUGGUGAACAGAAUGACCGGCAGAGAGAGAACCUCUUGCAGCAAAACCUCACCUAUUGAUGAGCACACACACAGACAACUCAGCCUUAUUUGAAAGUGAAGGUACAAGUAUUAAGAUAGAUGAAGCAACUGGCAUAGACAAACAGUAGUAGAACAAGAGGAUCUAGAGAAAGGGUACCAGCUUCAUCGACAGAUUCAGAGUUGCUGUAAAACUUAAGUGAACAUUCCUAGAAAUGUCAUGAAAAACGUCUUAGCAUUCCAGCACACAAGAUAGAGUGAGCGUUUAGCUAGUGCUGUGGUUCUCUCUCUUUCUUUCAUUUCUCCCUAGUUACUGCCUUUUUCUUUUUUAAACAUAGUAAUAGAGUAUAUUUUAUAUAGCAUAUUUUUGUGUUUGUGUGAAGCAGACAGGUAAAGAGGAAACUGAACUCAAGCAGGGCUUCACUAACUGCUGUGAGCAGUGAGCUCCUCUCUACCUUAUUGCGUGUAUGUGUCUUUUUGCGGUUUACCUCUGUAAGAUAAACACUGCCAAGAAACUAGG